CCGCCAUCGGGCGUCAGCCUGGCCCUCCCUAUGUUGGCCACGGUAGAGGCGGCGGCCGCAGGCAGGCCUUAUGCCUGCAGUGAGUGUGGCAAGAGCUUCCGCUACAGCUCGGUGCUGCUGCGGCAUGAGCGCGCCCACGGCGGCUGCUUCCGCUGCCUCGACUGCGGCGAGCGCUGUGCGCUGGCCGCCGACCUCCGCGCGCAUCGGCGCGCUCACGCAGGCCAGACGCUCUACAUUUGCAGCGAGUGCGGCCAGAGCUUUCGCCACAGCGGCCGCCUGGACCUGCACCAGAGCGCGCACAGGCGGCGCAGCUGCUCCUGCCCUUGCCGCACCUGCGGCCGCCGCUUCCCACACCUCCCAGCUCUGCAGCUGCACCGGCGCCGCCGGCACCCGCCAGAGCUGCCCCGUCGCUGCCCGCUGUGCACCCGCGCCUUCCGCCAGAGCGCGCUGCGCUUCCACCAGGCGCGGGCUCAUGGCUGCAGGAUACACGCCCCGCCCGCCGACCUGCUCCUGCGAUGUGCGCGGUGCCCGCGGGCCUUCAGCAGCAGCGCGGGGCUGCGGAGCCAUGCGCGCGUCCACGUGGCUCCGAGCCUCGGCAACCGCAUAGCCCCGCAGCCACGCGCCCCUGCUGUGCACCAGUGCGGGGAGUGUGGCAAGAGCUUCAGCAAGAGCUCCGCACUCAGGCGACACCUGCAGACGCAUUCGGGCGAGAAGCCCUUCAAGUGCCCCGAGUGCGGUAAAGGCUUCUUGGAGAGUGCCACGCUGGUGCGCCAUCAGCGCACGCACACCGGUGAGAAACCCUACGCCUGUGGCGACUGCGGACGCAGCUUCAGCGAGAGCUCCACACUGCUGCGCCACCGCCGCAGCCACCAGGGCGAGCGGCCGCACGCAUGUGCCACCUGCGGCAAGCGUUUUGGGCAGCGGUCCGACCUGGUGGUGCACCAGCGCAUCCACACGGGCGAGAAGCCCUUCCCGUGUCCGGAGUGUGGCCGUCGCUUCAGCGAUCGCUCGGACCUCACCAAGCACCGGCGCACGCACACGGGCGAGAAGCCCUACCGCUGCGAGUUGUGUGGCAAGCGCUUCACGUGCGUGUCCAACCUCAAUGUACACCGGCGCAAUCACGCCGGCCACAAGCCCCACAAGUGCCCCGAGUGUGGCAAGGCCUUCAGCGUGGGCUCCAAGCUGGCGCUGCACCGCAAGACGCACCUGGGCGAACGGCCAGUGCAGUGCGCAGAGUGUGGUAAAUGCUUCAGCCACAGCCGCUCGCUGUCGCAGCACCAGCGGGCACACACGCGUGCCCGAGCUGCCACCACCCAGGCCGCUGCAAGUGCUGCUCUAUUUGCUGGGCAGGCUGAGUAGGAAAAGCCGGGGCUUUGUGUCCCGUCUAAGGAGACUUGCUGAGAGGCUUCUCUGCUAAGGGCUAUGCAACCACCGAUAUCCUGCCGCAGCGACCGUAGACGGCAGCCUGCUUUAAAACGAAGUGAUCCGUAGCCUUCCUGCGUACCUGUGGGUAGCCUUGACCCAGCCACCUGCCACAUCCCUAUACCUACUUCCCUUACUGACCCUUCCUGUCCUUGGCCCUUGUGGUGUACUCCAGGGCCUCAGGAAAACCUUCCUCACUCCAGGUGUGGAAGAGCGCCCAGGUCCUGGUGCCGCAUGGCUGCCACUUCGUGCUCAGGUGUGUCUUUCCUUUUCUCCCGCCUGUGUUGUUUUCUCGGCUGAGAUCUCCUUCUUCCAGCCUGGGUCACUCUACCUCUCACUGGGUGCUCUGCAAUCCUGCCUUUCUGGUAGCAAGCAGACAUGGCUACAGUCACAUCCCAUUUGCCCUAUGGUCUUGCUUCCCAGCCCCACUGACUUGGUCUCUGCUGCUGUCUCCCUGGGCUUCUGAAAGAUGGGAAAUGGGCAGCCAGAAAGAUGAUGGGGUGCUUACUGCGGCAACCAGGUCUCCAGGCCAGGAACUGCUGGCCUGCUGCCUGCAGAGACGCCUCCAUGUGAAAGAGGGCAGGAGCCAUCAGCAUGGCCAUGCACUCACACCAUAGGCCAGGUCUUGUGGUGUCCAGAUCAAGGUGCCUUCUCAGACUCGUGUUCCAGCCAGGUGGGGGACAUCAGCCCCCAGACCUGGGCCAAGACCAUGUGGAUCCACAAAGCUGGGCACUGCCAAACGAGCAUCAGCAUGGUACUUCCAAAUGGAGCUUGGAGCCUUGGGGAAACGCCGCUCCAUAGGCAACAGGACAGGGUGUGCAAAUCCCCUGGAACUGGCCAGUGAUUUUUGGCUUAUGGCUUGUGAAAUAAAGAGUUUGUUUGAGCCCCAGAAA
Manis javanica (Malayan pangolin) is the source of this 2315-nucleotide messenger RNA. The record is from RefSeq and is a predicted model, not a curated record. NCBI's taxonomy places the organism in Eukaryota, Metazoa, Chordata, Mammalia, Pholidota, Manidae.